AUGCAUCGGUCUUCAGCUGAAUCUAGACAAGACGAGAUCCAUCUGUUCAUGCGGAACGGAUGGGUCUCGGAUGCCCCAUUCACGCUCAACGGAACGAACAUAUCCGAAUGCACCAGCUACGUUUAUCUGGGUCGGGAACUGAACAUGACCCACAAGCUGGGCAGGAGGAGACGAGCGGCUUGGGUAGCGUACAAGAGCAUCGAGGAUGUAGUGAAGAAGACCAGGAACAUCCGGCUCCGUGCUCACCUCUUCAACACCACCGUAUUUCCUGCUUUGACCUAUGCUUCGGAAACCUGGGCAUUUCGCAAGCAGGAAGAAAACGUGAGCGUCAUUGAAUGCGCAAUUGAGAGAGUGAUGCUAGGAGUAUCCCGUUUCACGCAAGUGAGGGACGGGAUUCGAAGUUCUCUCCUAUGUCAGCGAUUGAAGAUUAGAGACGCCGCCGCGUUUGCCAAGGAAAGUAAAAUAAGGUGGGCCGGACACGUGAUGCGCUUUAAUGACAACUGUUGGACCAGAGCCGUGAGCGACUGA
This is a messenger RNA of Necator americanus (New World hookworm), 528 nucleotides long. RefSeq lists its product as uncharacterized. Bases 1 to 528 code for a protein of 175 amino acids. The transcript has a single exon. The record is from RefSeq and is a predicted model, not a curated record. Lineage: Eukaryota; Metazoa; Nematoda; Chromadorea; Rhabditida; Ancylostomatidae.